GGACAGCCUCUAAUUGAUAGGCCCAAACGACGGAGGCUAUGGCCUCAAUCCAUCAACGUGAGGUUCGCUAUCCCGGCGGAUCUAAUUGAGAACCAAGAUUUAAAGUUCACUGUUGUAAACUUUUAAUUGACCGCCAUCCCGCGCAUGAGUAGCUGCGAAGAGCUUCUUCGACAUGGCCAACGUCUUCGCAGGUUGCUCAACGCGUGCUCUUCAAUUCGUUCCCUCAAAGAAACAAAAUCUCUACAUGCUCUCACUGUCACAAUGGGUCCAAUUCCAAAUCAAUCUGCAUUCAUCAACAACAAUAUCAUGUCUGGUUAUCUAUCAUUUGGCCAGCCGGUACUUGCACGUAAGCUGUUUGACUCAUUGCCUCAGAAGACUGUUGUUUCUUAUAAUACACUUAUUGUUGAAUAUGGUCGAAGUGGGGAUGUGAUCGAGGCUUGGGAUUUAUUCUGUGAAAUGAGGCGUCAUGUAUUACGGCCAACCCAAUACACACUGAGUGGACUACUGUUGUGCGAAUCACUUAAUCUUGCUCAGGGCGUUCAGUUACAUGCUUUCAGCAUAAAGAAUGGGCUUUUUUGUGCUGAUGCUUUUGUGGGGACUAAUUUGUUGGGUUUUUUUGGGAGACAUGGUUGCUUGGAUGAAGUGUUUUCAGUGUUCGAGGAUAUACCCCGAAAGAGCUUGGUUACAUGGAAUUCAAUGUUGUCUGUUUUGGCGCAUAAUGGGACUGUUGAAGAUUGUCUUCUUAUGUUCCGUGAUCUUGUAAGGAUGGGGGUUUCCUUGUCUGAAUAUUCUUUUGGUUCCGUUUUGUCUGCACUUGGUUCAAAACAGAGCUUGAAAUACGGUGAACUCUUGCAUGGUUUAAUGACUAAAUGCGGGUUCGAUUGUCAAGUUAGUGCGGCUAGUUCUCUUAUCAGAAUGUAUGUCAAUUGUAAGGGCAUAGUCUUGGCAGAAAAAUUGUUUGAGCAGAUGCCGAUUCAGAACGUUGUGUCGUGGAAUAUAAUCAUUGAUGCGUGGGCCAAAAGUGAGAGGCCCCAAAUGGCAUUGAAGCUCUUUUCAAAUAUGUCCAGCAGAGGAUUGAUGCCUAGUCAGGCCACAUUUGUAGUUGUUAUCAACUCGUGCACUAAUUUGAAAAUUCCAGUCUAUGGUGAUUUCAUCCAUGCUAAGGUUAUCAAGAAUGGUUUUAAAUCUGAUGUUAUUGUGGGCACAGCAUUAGUAGACUUCUAUGCUAAAUGCGGAGAAUUGGAGUAUGCCCAUAACUCUUUUCAUGACCUAGAAGACAAGAAUUUGGUAUCGUGGAAUGCUCUGAUUUUGGGCUACUCAAAUAAAUGCUCUUCCGCAUCUGUUAUUUUACUACAACAAAUGCUUCAAUUGGGUUACCGACCUAAUGAGUUUUCCUUUUCAGCCGUUCUUAAGUCAUCAUUGGCGUCAGACCUGCAUCAGCUUCAUUGUUUAAUUAUAAGAAUGGGAUAUGAGAAUUAUGAUUACGUAUUAAGUUCUCUUCUUAUGUCUUACACUCGAAAUGGUCUCAUAAACGAAGCCAUGGCCUUUGUCAAAGAUCUUAAUAAUCCACUUCCUGUUGUCCCAUCAAACGUCAUUGCUGGUAUCUAUAACAGAACUCGCCAGUACAAUGAAACACUGAAAUUUCUUUCCUUGCUAGAAAAACCAGAUGUUGUAUCUUGGAAUAUUGUCAUUGCAGCAUGUGCUCGGAGCAAUUAUUAUCAUGACGUUUUCGAGCUGUUCAAGCAUAUGCGUUCUGCUGAUAUCCAUCCUGAUAAUUACUCAUUUACGAGCCUUCUCUGUGUGAGUACCAAACUCUGUAGUUUGGCAUUGGGCAGUUCUCUUCACGGACUUAUUUUAAAGACUGAUAUCAAUAAUGGUGACACAUUUUUGAGCAAUUUACUUAUUGACAUGUAUGGGAAGUGUGGAAGCAUUGAUAGUUCGGUGAAAAUUUUUGGAGAAAUAGAAGAUAGAAACCUAAUUACGUGGACAGCUUUGAUUACUGCCCUUGGGCUGAAUGGUUAUCCUCAUGAGGCACUAACGAGAUUCCGGGAAAUGGAGAUGACAGGGUUGAAGCCCGAUGCACUAACUCUCCGAGCAGUGCUAUCAGCUUGCAGAUAUGGUGGAUUAGUAAGCGAAGGGAUGGAAUUUUUCAGGAAAAUGACAAUGAUUUACGGGAUUCAACCAGAAAUUGAUCAUUAUCACCAGAUAGUCGACCUUUUGGCUAAAAAUGGAUGCAUUGUGGAAGCUGAGAAAGUCAUUGCAAGCAUGCCUUUUCCUCCAAAUGCUAAUAUAUGGCGUAGCUUCCUUGAAGGCUACAAGAGACAAGAAACUGCAAAUCGACUUGUUUAGACAAAACUAAUUACUCCACAUGACUUUAUUGUUUUUUUUUUUCCCUCCGGUCAACAUGACUUUUUGUUAUUUGAUGAACCACCACGUUGUUUAAGGGAUGUCAGAUAUGGUGGAUGAUGAAGCACUGAACGGUUAGAACAAAUUUUAUUCGUUGUAUUUUCUUUUGGAUUA
Molecule: messenger RNA, 2520 nt
Organism: Neltuma alba
Lineage: Eukaryota; Viridiplantae; Streptophyta; Magnoliopsida; Fabales; Fabaceae
Product: pentatricopeptide repeat-containing protein At3g58590
Exons: 1
Coding region: 145-2349 (734 amino acids)
Biological process (GO): RNA modification
Molecular function (GO): protein binding; RNA binding
Source: RefSeq, a predicted model, not a curated record